AAAGCAAUGAACUUUCCCUUUAUAUUCUCUCCAUCUCCUCAAACAUUUUUCCAUACAUUACAUAAACUUUUUCUUUUCUGAGUUUUGGUCUUCACUCUUCAUCAUAUAGUAAUAAUCCUAGUUCUAGUUCUUAAUGAUCAUGGAGCUUCUUGAUCAUCAUGGUAGGCCUAUAAUAAUCUGCCUCUUGUUGUUGAUUGUGUUGUCAAGACCCUCACAAGGGUACAAAUUCUAUGUUGGUGGGAAAGAUGGUUGGGUUCUGAAUCCUUCUGAGAGUUACAACCAAUGGGCGGAAAGGAACAGGUUCCAAGUCAGUGACACAUUGGUGUUUAAGUACAAGGAGGGAUCAGAGUCAGUGUUGGAGGUGAAGAAAGAAGACUAUGAGAAAUGCAACAAAAAGAAGGCAAUAAAGAAACUAGAGGGGGGAGAUAGUAGUGAGUUCCAAUUUGAUAGGUCAGGUCCAUUCUACUUCAUUAGUGGGAAUGAUGAUAAUUGUGAGAAAGGUCAGAAGCUUAUUGUUGUGGUGUUAGCUCAAAGACCACCACCACCACCUCCUCAAAAUACACCAAAAUGUCCUCCUCCUUCACCAAUUCAUAAUCCUCCCUAUGUCACUCCACCACAAGCUCCUUCUCCCGGACAUAACAAUCAUCAUCCCAACCCUCCAUAUACCCCAAUAGUUCCCCCAAAAACACCUUCACCAACUCCACCACAAGCUCCCUCCCCUGGCCAUAACCCACCGUAUGUUACUCCAACACCACCACAAGCACCUUCCCCUGUUCCACCAUAUGUUACCCCAACUCCACCACAAGCUCCUUCUCCUGGACAUCCCAACCCUCCAUAUACCCCAAUAGUCCCUCCAAAAACACCUUCACCAGAAGCACCCUCCCCUGGCCAUAACCCUCCAUAUACUCCAAUAGUUACUCCAACACCACCACAAGCUCCUUCCCCUGCCCAUACUCCAAUUAUUCCACCAUACGUUACUCCAACUCCACCGCAACCUGCUCCUUCCCCCGGCCAUAACCCUCCAUACACUCCAAUAGUUCCACCACAAGCCGCACCUUCCCCCGGCCAUAACAAUCAUCAUCCUAACCCUCCAUACACUCCAAUUGUUCCACCAUCACCUGGUAACAAUCCAUAUGUACCAACACCAAGAUCAUCACCUUCUCCAUAUGUACCAACGCCAAUUUCUCAACCACCUUAUCAUACUCCAACUCCACCACAGCCUCCUUCCCCUGCUCAUAACAAUCAUCACCCUAAUCCUCCAUAUGUUCCAUCACCAAUUUCUCAAGCUCCUUCCCCUGCUACCAACAACAACCAUUACCCAAACCCACCAUAUGCUCCAUCAAACCCUCCAAAAACACCAUCACCGCUUUCUCAGCCUCCCUAUAGUGCUGCUGCUCCAACGCCAACAUCAUCACAACCACCAUACAAUACUUCCCCUGUUUCUCAACCUCCCACCGGCACCGGAACUGCACCCAUAGGCUCACCACAGUACUCUCCAACAGCGCCAUCACCUUCGGUUUCAACUCCAUCACCGGCGUCUGCUACACCAUCACCACCCUCACCCUCACCCUCCAUUUCUACAUCCGCUCCGACUCCUCUCGCUUCCCCAUCUUCCUCUCCAGGAGCAGCAACUCCUGCAGCCACGCCGGACUCCUUGAGUCCCGGUGGGGCCGCCACGCCGGCGUCGUCUUCGAACGAAACGACACCAGCAACGCCAAACGGGAAACCUUCGUCGUCUGGAUGGGCUGCAAAUCCAUCACCAGUUUCGGUUAAUUCAGCCAUCGCCAUUUUCGUCGCUGCCGCACUAAGCACUAUUAUUGCCUAGAUAAUCAUUAAUUAACGAGAGUUAAUUAAUUAAUUAGCGUUCGUAAAUAAUCUUCUGCAUGCUCAUUGUUACUUCUUUUUAAAAGAAUUUUUGGAUAUAUAAUUUGUGAUUUUUUUUUGGGUAACUAUUGUUAUUUUGGACAUAAUUAAAGAGACAUGUAUGUGUAUGUAUAAUGUGCCUUGGAGUUUGAUUGUUUGGAGUGUCGAAUUCUUUGGUGGUUGCAAUAACAUGCAGAUCAUAUAUAAAUUUGGAUUUUUUUUUUUUU
Arachis stenosperma is the source of this 2090-nucleotide messenger RNA. RefSeq names its product early nodulin-like protein 1. Gene Ontology annotation, molecular function: electron transfer activity. Lineage: Eukaryota; Viridiplantae; Streptophyta; Magnoliopsida; Fabales; Fabaceae. The transcript has 2 exons. The record is from RefSeq and is a predicted model, not a curated record. Bases 134 to 1825 code for a protein of 563 amino acids. Gene Ontology annotation, cellular component: plasma membrane.